Moneuplotes crassus is the source of this 821-nucleotide messenger RNA. The record is from the annotation of a GenBank genome assembly. Lineage: Eukaryota; Ciliophora; Spirotrichea; Euplotida; Euplotidae.
AAUGGAAGCAAAGUUAGAAGAUUUUGAGAAGAAAAUAUUUGAAGAAGAACAAAAGCAGAUCAGUGAGGUCCAUCAUACCUUCAUUGAAGACAUUUUGGACGAUGAGGAAGUUGCUAGUACUCAAUUCGGUAACAGAUAUAUUUUGACUGCUGAGUCUAAAUAUCCUACUAAUAUUUCAUUACCGAAAGAUUUUGGUCUGAUGUUGUUCUGAAGACGCAGGUCUAAGAAAGUUCGAUACUUGAGAAAAUUACUGGAGUGCUUUCGAAUGGGAGGGAUUGAGCAAAUGCAUUGUUCUUGAGAAAAUAUGGGUGUCAUAGAUAAAAACUUUAGGUUUUUAAGAUUUGCACUUCACAAUAUUCCUCAUUCUUUGAAACUUUUUCAAAUAAGAGAUUUCUUUAUCAAACAAAAACUCCUUAUCAAAAUCUUCAUCAGCUGCUCCCACUGCAAGACUAUCAGAUUCUUCAAAUGAACAAUCGAUUGCCAAAAUCCCUUGACCCCAACCCUGUUCAGCUCAAAAGCGAAGUUUAAGUCAGAGCUGGAAGAGAUAUCGUUCCUUUGUUGUGAAGGGACCAGUGAAGAUGGAAGGUUAGGAGGGGUUAUAGGGAGGUUUGUUAAGGGAUUGGGGAGAGCAGGUUUUGGGGGGAAGUUGAAGAGAGUGGUGCUUGAUAAAGGUGGUGAGGUGGAGGAGGUGGAAGGAGUGAGGGUUGUUUAUGAGUAAGGGAAGGGAGUGGUGUAAGGUCUUGUGGAAGGGGAGUUUGUAUGUACCCGUCUCUCACAUCUAUCUUUGAAGAUAAUAGCUUCCUAUUAUAUUAAUAAGAAUA